Molecule: messenger RNA, 348 nt
Organism: Odontomachus brunneus
Lineage: Eukaryota; Metazoa; Arthropoda; Insecta; Hymenoptera; Formicidae
Product: activity-regulated cytoskeleton associated protein 1-like
Exons: 1
Coding region: 1-348 (115 amino acids)
Source: RefSeq, a predicted model, not a curated record
AUGCGUCGCUGGAACCUUAGCUUCUCGGGCGCACGCGGUUACGACGUAGAGACCUUCCUCAUGCGGAUUGAGGAAGGUCGAGAGUUAGUGCCUAUCGCGAACGGGGACCUGUUCAAGUGUCUCCCGUUUUUUCUUACCGGUAUCGCUCUCCAAUGGUAUCGAAUAAAGAAAUCGCGAUGGUCGACGUGGCGCGAGUUCGAGGCAGCGGUCCGCGGCAGGUUUGGUGAUCCGGAUUACCAGUUCGCCCUGCGCGACGAGAUUAUGCGUCGCACGCAGGGUGAACAGGAACCUGUGGCGGAUUACCUCACCUGCCUCCUGGGAUUGUUCGGUCGGCUCGAUCCACCUUAA